Messenger RNA from Solanum dulcamara, 2145 nucleotides. RefSeq names its product AT-rich interactive domain-containing protein 6-like. Bases 135 to 1847 code for a protein of 570 amino acids. The record is from RefSeq and is a predicted model, not a curated record. Gene Ontology annotation, molecular function: DNA binding. Lineage: Eukaryota; Viridiplantae; Streptophyta; Magnoliopsida; Solanales; Solanaceae. The transcript has 12 exons. Gene Ontology annotation, cellular component: nucleus. Gene Ontology annotation, biological process: regulation of transcription by RNA polymerase II.
AACCUUAAUUUUUCUUCCCUUAUGGUUUCUGGAUUGAAAAAGGGGUUUUACAGAAUUUGUUGGGCUGUAAUCCAGCUAGGGGAAUUGAUCGCUGUAAUCAAGCGAGGAAAUUGAUCAACCAUUUCGUGUCAGACAUGGUUGAUUGUAACAUAAACGAUAACAAAGAAACCCUGCCAGAAAUGGAGGAUGCCAUUUCUGGCAAGGACGACACAAAUGGAACUGAAGCAAUAAAGGACAUGCUCGCAGAAAGAGAGAACUUGGUGACUCCUGGAGAGGAGCUAGACGUCCGUAGUUGCACUAAGAGUGAGUCCCCAGGCUCAAGCAUACUUGAUGCUAAGAGUCUUCAGGUGCAGAAUGAAGAAGACCGCUCUGCAGAUAAAAAGGUUUUCUUCAAAUCUCCCACCAUUGCCUUCGAAGCUGACGGUGAUGUAAAUGCUAGUGAAUCUCAAGGCCUCGGUGGAUGUAGGGACAGUACUAGUCUUGAUUCUACUGAACAACUGGACUCCAUAGUCCAUUAUGAGGGUCCUGUGAAAGUAAGACCUGAUGAUGAAGAACCUAAAAAACGGAAUGAUGGAGUGACUGGGGGGGAGUUGUGUGGAAUCCAUCGGGCAACUCACCUGGAAUCAUGUAUGGUACAUGCUACUGGAACAGGGGAACUAAAAAUGGGAGUGAAGAGGUGUGGCUCAUUCUCAAGCAAUAAAGAAAUGGAGGAGAACCUGGAGGGAGGAGAAAUUCUGAGGCAGGCAUUAAUGGAAAAUGAAACGAAGGAGGGAUUGGAUGAUGUGCUGACAGAGACGGAGAUGCUAUCAGCCAGUAAGACUAAGGAUGAAUUUCUAAAGCCCGAGUUGGACGUGGAACAUGAUAUUGAUGUGAAAACACCAGCCAAGAACUUUCUACUGGAUACAAAUCCCACAGGGGAAGAUGAGUCUGGAACAGAAGAAGAGCAAGCUGCAUUUAUGAAAGAGCUAGAAACUUUCCACAAAGAAAGGUGCUUGGAGUUCAAGGCCCCACGGUUCUAUGGAGAACCAUUAAAUUGUCUCAAGUUGUGGAGAGCAGUGAUCAGACUUGGUGGUUAUGAGCAGGUAACAUCAUGCAAGCUAUGGCGACAAGUAGGAGAAUCGUUCAAACCCCCCAAGACUUGUACUACUGUCUCUUGGACAUUCCGAUGUUUUUACGAGAAGGCCCUACUGGAAUAUGAAAAGCACAAAAUGCGUAGUGGUGAGCUUCCUUUCACUGAUGCUGCUUUUGCAGAACCUACUAGUGCUGGAAUCCAGAACUUGUUCUUGCAGGGGAAUCAAGCCUCUGGAUCAGGUAGAGCAAGAAGAGAUGCUGCAGCUCGAGCCAUGCAAGGUUGGCAUUCUCAACGUCUUCUUGGUAAUGGUGAGGUUGGAGAUCCUAUCAUUAAGGAGAAGAACUCAGUGUCUUUGCCAAAGCGUGAAAAGCAACUUAAAAGCAUUGGUUUGAAGCGGAAAAAGCCAUCUCCCAUGGAGCAUGCUGUCAAAGUUACUGGCGUGAAAGUAUCAAAACCGCAUUUGGAGACGAUGGUGGUGGAUAUUGGCCCUCCUGCUGACUGGGUGAAGAUCAAUGUGCAGAAAACUAAGGAUUGCUAUGAAGUCUAUGCUUUAGUUCCUGGCCUUUUGCGUGAAGAGGUUCGUGUGCAGUCUGAUCCUGCUGGACGCUUGGUUAUCUCUGGCCAACCUGAACAGCUGGACAAUCCUUGGGGUGUUGCUCCAUUCAAAAAGGUAGUCAGCCUACCUUCAAGAAUUGAUCCUCACCAGACCUCUGCUGUAGUUACCCUGCAUGGGCAGCUCUUUGUGCGUGUACCAUUUGAACAAUCAAAUAUGUAAGCUGGGGUGAGCGGCCUCAUACAUUAUCAGAUGGCACCCUGGGGUGACUUGUUUUGCGAGAUGGAGGUGUGAAUUUGAAUUUGGCUUGAUAGUGCAAGUUGUGCUUUUUAGUGCGGGGUAAAUGGUAGGUUUCAUAGUUUGCUCAAGACAGUGAUGUAUUUUAGAUAGCAGAAGCUGUCAUGCCAUUUCUUCUAAUCCAUCUCCUAUGCUACUUCAAUCCCACAAUCUGUUAAUUUUUGUACAAAAUCUUGCCACAUCGCUAACACCUUGAGUAUGAGAGAUCUUUCUGAACCUCGAA